Messenger RNA from Acytostelium subglobosum LB1, 1197 nucleotides. RefSeq lists its product as hypothetical. Lineage: Eukaryota; Evosea; Eumycetozoa; Acytosteliales; Acytosteliaceae. Bases 1 to 1197 code for a protein of 398 amino acids. The record is from RefSeq and is a predicted model, not a curated record. The transcript is spliced from 2 exons.
AUGACAAGUAGAAUACAACAAAUAAGUCAACAAGCUAGAAAGGUGGCAGUAACCAACCAUUCACUUGUUACAAAAGAGGUACUUAGAUCGAAUGACUUGAAGCUCAUCCAUCAAUCACUAUCAAAGCUCAAUGAUUGGAUUAACAACCCUAAGAGUGACAUGAAGGACUUGGAGAAGACGGGUAUAUUCCCAGCGAUGUUUGAACUGUUGAAUCAUGAGGAUAUAGAACUGGUUAGGAGUGUUAUAUUGUCUUUGAAGUUGGUAUCACUAAAGGAUACACCAGUCAAUGAGAUAUUGCGAUCAUUGGAUGCAGUACAUCUUUUAGAGACAUUGUUAGAGACAUCUUAUGAUCCAGACAUUCUGAAUGACUCUGCGACCACCAUCGAAUGUCUGCGGCGAUGUGCACCCUAUAGUACGCGUCGUGUAGGACUUGGUCAGUACGACGAGAGCUCUGGCGCAUUCCAAUGGACACUUGAACUCAGACAGCUGCACUUUGACGAUGUGGGCGUAGCAUGGCGAGUAUGGGACGCUGGCAUUGGCUUUUGUCGUUGGAUACUGGAGAACCCUGACAUCUUCACUGGCAAGGACGUGUUGGAGCUUGGCUCUGGACUUGGUAUCGCUGGUCUGGCUGCAGGUCUGCUCGCCAAGUCAGUGCUCAUGACAGACUACACGCCAAAGAUUGUUAGAACGCUGCGCGACAAUGUCAAGAUCAACUCUAUCAAGGUACCAGCAAUCAGGAGCUCAUGUGAGGUGGCGCCACUCGAUUGGAAGAGAGAUAAAGUGCCCAAGGUACAUGGCUUUGAGGUGAUCAUUGGAACAGAGGUGGUCUACGAUGUCAACUUGGUGGAGGCAUUGGCCAGAGUUAUCCACAAGAGUCUCACGCGAAAGGGAACGUUCUAUGGCACAUGUGCCACAGUACGUCAGGGAAUCCCCGAGUUUAUCAAGUGCAUGGAGGACAAGUAUGGUUUCGAAGUCAAUGUCAGCGAGUUCCCCAAACGCUUCGUACCGGACACCAAGUUUGACACAUUGUUCCUCGUCUGCAAGAGGAAGCGUGACAUCCCAGUGGUGACCACUGAGGAGGACACUCAUGACGAGGACAACGAAGACAACGUCGGCGAUCACUCAACAGAGGAGUCUGUUGAUACUGAGUCCACAGCAGACACAACAACAACAACAACAACGACAACUACAAUAUAA